Molecule: messenger RNA, 2064 nt
Organism: Camellia sinensis
Lineage: Eukaryota; Viridiplantae; Streptophyta; Magnoliopsida; Ericales; Theaceae
Product: putative clathrin assembly protein At2g01600
Biological process (GO): clathrin-dependent endocytosis; vesicle budding from membrane; clathrin coat assembly
Cellular component (GO): clathrin-coated pit; clathrin-coated vesicle
Molecular function (GO): clathrin heavy chain binding; SNARE binding; 1-phosphatidylinositol binding
Source: RefSeq, a predicted model, not a curated record
GGCGAUCUCAACGGCACCGGAAUAGUACUAAUUGACAGAGAAAUAUGGGGACGCUACAGACUUGGCGAAAAGCCUACGGCGCUCUCAAAGACCACACCAAAGUCGGCCUCGCCCAAAUCAAUAGCGAUUUCAAGGAUGUUGAUGUUGCGAUCGUUAAAGCUACCAACCAUGUUGAGUGUCCACCCAAAGAGAGACACAUCAGGAAAAUUUUUGCUGCCACAUCAGCAAUUCGGCCUCGGGCCGACGUUGCAUAUUGCAUUCAUGCGCUUGCCAGACGAUUGGCUAAGACGCAUAAUUGGACGGUGGCAUUAAAGACAUUGAUAGUUGUUCAUAGGACAUUGAGGGAGGGGGAUCCUACUUUUAGAGAAGAGUUUCUGAAUUUCCAACAAAGAGGACGGAUUCUACAAUUGUCUAAUUUCAAAGAUGAUUCAAGCCCUAUCGCUUGGGAUUGCUCUGCUUGGGUACGUACAUAUGCACUGUUCUUGGAAGAACGACUUGAAUGCUUUAGGAUUCUGAGGUAUGAUAUUGAAGCUGAGCGUUUACUUAAACCUGGCCAAGGGCAGGAGAAGGGCUACAGCAGAACUAGGGAGGUGGAUAGUGAAGAACUGUUGGAGCAGUUGCCUGCUUUGCAGCAGCUGCUAUAUCGUCUCGUUGGAUGCCGGCCUGAAGGAGCAGCAGUUAGCAAUUACAUAAUACAAUAUGCUUUGGCUCUGGUGCUCAAAGAGAGUUUUAAGAUUUAUUGUGCAAUUAAUGAUGGAAUCAUCAAUCUGGUUGAUAAGUUUUUUGAGAUGCCAAGACAUGAAGCAAUGAAAGCCUUAGAUAUAUAUAAACGAGCUGGCCAGCAGGCUGGAAGCCUUUCUGAUUUUUAUGAUAUUUGCAAAGGUUUGGAACUUGCUAGAAAUUUCCAGUUUCCUGCUCUAAAAGAGCCUCCACAGUCCUUUCUUGCAACCAUGGAAGAAUAUAUAAGAGAGGCACCACGGAUGGUUUCCUCACCAAGAGAGACAUUGGAAUAUCCAGGAAUGCUUCAAUUGACAUAUAAACCAGAAGAAAAUUCUUCUCCAUCGCAAGAUACAAAUGUAUCUGUUAAUGAACCUCAGCCACUGCCUACAGAUAAUGUUACUGUCUCAAAUUUUGAGGUUCCUUCCCCUCCUACUCCUCCAAACAACUUGGAUACUGGAGAUCUGCUGGGAUUAUCUGUCACCAACCCUGAUGCAUCUGCAAUUGAGGAUAGCAAUGCUUUGGCUUUGGCCAUCAUUCCAUCCGAUACAGCUUCAUCACUCGACUCUGGUGCUGUGUUAGCAAAAGAUUUUGAUCCUACCGGCUGGGAACUUGCCUUGGUCACCACACCUAGCAGCAACAUGUCUUCUGUUAAUGAGAGACAACUGGCUGGGGGAUUGGACUCGCUCACUCUGAAUAGUUUGUACGAUGAUGCUGCAUAUAGAGCAUCUCAGCAGGCCAUGUAUGGAACACCAGCCCCAAAUCCAUUUGAAGUCUCAGAUCCAUUUGCUUUCUCAAACAAUGUUGCGCUUCCUCCAUCGGUGCAAAUGUCAGCAAUGGCUCAGCAGCAGCAGACCAAUCCCUUUGGUCCGUACCAACCUGCCUAUCCUCCACAGCCACAUCAGCAACAUUUGAUGAUGGGCCCACAAAAUCCAUAUCAGCAACAUUUGAUGAUGGGCCCGCAAAAUCCAUUUGGCGAUGCAGGGUUCGGAGCAUUUCAUGCUAACCCUGUUGGUCAUACACAAACAAACAAUCCAUUUGGAAGCACAGGUCUACUCUAAACAUCUUGGAAGUUGGGAACAUCUAAAAUAGUGUAAUUGUAACUUUACCCGGCGCAGUUAAACUUUUGUGUAUUUGGAGGUGAGCAAAAAAGCAGUGUGUGGCUGUGUAUUCCAUUUUUUUUUAAAAAUUUUAAUAAUUGAUGAUUUUAGAGCUUGAAUUAUAUGCUUUUGUAGAAGAUAGUAUAGUAAUUGGGUAAUGAAGAUGUAACAUUUUUCAGUCAAAAUGAAUAAUGAUUCCAUGUAUAGUCAUUUAUACAGUCUCCCUUGUUUAUUGGGGCUUGGUGUA